This is a messenger RNA of Dromaius novaehollandiae (emu), 1502 nucleotides long. RefSeq names its product coiled-coil domain-containing protein 68. Bases 66 to 1043 code for a protein of 325 amino acids. The transcript has 11 exons. Lineage: Eukaryota; Metazoa; Chordata; Aves; Casuariiformes; Dromaiidae. Gene Ontology annotation, cellular component: intracellular anatomical structure. Gene Ontology annotation, biological process: intracellular signal transduction. The record is from RefSeq and is a predicted model, not a curated record.
CCCCCCUCGGGCCCCAGCUCGGCAGGUCGCCGCGGGGAGCCGUGCCCGUCCCGCGCCCCCGUAGCAUGUCCUCCCCGUCCAAAGAAAAGAAAAAUGCACGUAUAGUGACAACUACUGUACUGCUCACUGAACACGUAACAAGAGAGGACCGAGGCUCAGAGGGAAAUUAUCUCCUCUAUGGAUCCUCUUGUGCCGAAGUCACUGAAGAAGCUGAAUAUGUGAAAAAGCAGCUUCCUCAAAUCUCAGGCAAUAAGCUGGAGUCAAAGAACAGUAUGUCUAGCUCCAGCUACAGUCCCAUUGUGGUGAGGAUGAAAGAAACAGAACAGCAGCUCUUGCUGGUGAGCAAGGAAAAUCAAGUACUAAAGAUCAAGCUGGAAGCUACAAGAGAAGCAGGUGUACAGGCUCUCAGAUCUGCAUCCCAAACACUAUAUGAGAAUUACCAGACUCAGUCAGAAGAACUUAAAAAAAGGCAUGAGAAUGAUAAGAAGCAAAUACAGGCCUACCAUCUUGAACAAGAACAAAAGCUCCAGCAAAAUACAGAACAAGCCAGUCGCCUAGCUGAAGGAAUCACAGAAAAAUGCACCCAGAUUACAGAAAUGGAGAGAAGAGUGCAGAGGAUGGAAGAGGAAAAGAAAACUCUGAUGGAAAGGAAGCUGUCACUGGAACAGAUGCUUCUGCAGAUGAUGUCAAAGAACAAAGACAGCAAACGGUGUCUGGCUCUUCAGAUGGAGAUUUCCACUCUGCAAGAACAGAUCGGCCAUUUGCAGCAUGUGAUCCAGGCUCAGCAUCAGAACCUGCGCGGUGUGAUACAGGAGGUGGAGGAAUUGAACAAUGAACUCAGAAACCAAGACAAAAAAAUAGGAAAUCUGACAGAAAAGCUAAAUGCACUUGAAGCUCAGAAUAAAGAACUUAAAGAAAAAGUGGAAUUAUGGUCUGGCCAAUCCAAGACUAAAGUUUCCAGAGGUGUCAUGACAAACACAGCACGAAACUUUGGAACAUCACCGUACUUGAUGCUCACCAGGAUAAGGAAGCAAGAAAGCUAGGUGAACAGCUGGAUGUUUGUCUUGUACCUUUUUUGAUGUGUUGCAAUCCUUAACUCCUAUGUCCUUUUUGCCACUGCAAAGCACCUUCAACACUUGCUGCUUUUUUUUUACGGAACAUGGUACAGAAGUGGCACUCCAGAGCUGCAUUUAGAAGAAUAAGCCUGGAAGCAAGGCAAGAGCUGAAGAGAUGGUGAGCUCAUUAAUGCCCACACAGCCCAAAUGGCAAAAGCUGCCCCGGCUGUGCCUGGAAGGACACAGUGCUGCUGCGUAGCUGCACCGCUGACUGUGCACCCUGCGUAGCGCGGGCAGCGUGCGCCUGCCUCCACUGCUGGGCAGUGGCACACCCAAGGGCUCCAACCAUACGGACUGCUGCAAAGACUCAGUUUUAGCUGCUGCUCGAAUUUAGGCAAGAUUAUUUUAAAAUAAACUUUUAGAUACUCUGUUACAUCAGCACAGUCA